AUGAUCGUGGUGCACUGGCGCCAACAGGCAGAGGGGGAGUGGCCGGCGGGGGUUGCCUUCCCCGCGGGCCCUCCCCGUCGGCUCGAGAGGCUGUGCUGUCCCACGUGGGGCAGUGGGCGUGUACAGCUUUUCAGGCGGUGGACUCGCCGCCCCGGAGAGAAUCCGGACUGCAGCCGCGGAGCGAGACGGUUAACGGCUUCAGUCAAGAUGGCGGUGGCGGUGGCGCGAGCCUUUACCCUGCGAGGGGGGUUGUCCUUGGCCCGGCGCGGGGCACGCGGAUUGGCGGGAUCCGCCUGCCGAUGGCAGCAUGAAGAGUUCUCAUCCCUGGAUGAAAAACCCCAGUUCCCUGGUGCCUCUGCUGAGUUUGUGGAUAAGCUAGACUUCAUCAAACCCAAUGUCAUUUCUGGCAUCCCCAUCUACCGGGUAAUGGAUCGUCAAGGUCAGAUCAUCAAUGCCAGUGAGGACCCCCAGCUAUCUCAGGAGCAGGUGCUGAAGCUGUACAGGAGUAUGACUCUUCUCAACACCAUGGACCGAAUCCUCUAUGAGUCCCAGAGGCAGGGCCGGAUCUCCUUCUAUAUGACCAACUAUGGAGAGGAGGGCACCCACGUGGGCAGUGCAGCUGCCUUGGAUGACACAGACCUGGUGUUUGGGCAGUACCGGGAGGCAGGGGUGUUGAUGUACCGAGGCUACCCCCUGGACCUCUUCAUGUCUCAGUGUUACGGAAACUCAAAUGACCCGGGCAAGGGGCGCCAGAUGCCUGUCCACUAUGGCUGCAAGGAGAGAAAUUUUGUUACCAUCUCCUCCCCCCUGGCCACACAGAUCCCUCAGGCGGUUGGAGCGGCCUACGCAGCUAAGAGGGCCAAUGCCAACCAGGCCGUGAUCUGCUACUUCGGAGAGGGAGCCGCCAGUGAAGGUGAUGCCCAUGCCGGCUUCAACUUUGCUGCCACCCUGGAGUGCCCCAUCAUCUUCUUCUGUCGCAACAACGGCUACGCCAUCUCCACUCCCACCUCAGAGCAGUAUAGGGGUGAUGGCAUCGCGGCCCGAGGCCCUGGCUACGGCAUCAUGUCCAUCCGGGUAGACGGCAAUGACGUCUUUGCAGUGUACAAUGCCACCAGGGAGGCCCGGCGGCGGGCAGUGGCCGAGAACCAGCCCUUCCUCAUUGAGGCCAUGACCUACAGGAUCGGGCACCACAGCACCAGUGAUGACAGCUCUGCGUAUCGCUCUGUGGACGAAGUGAAUUAUUGGGACAAGCAAGACCACCCCAUCUCCCGGCUGCGCCACUACAUGCUGAGCCGAGGGUGGUGGGAUGAGGAGCAGGAGAAGGCCUGGAGGAAGCAGUCCAGAAAGAAGGUGAUGGAGGCCUUCGAAGAGGCCGAGCGGAAGCUGAAGCCCCGCCCCGCCCUCCUCUUCUCGGACGUGUACCAAGAGAUGCCAGCCCAGCUCCGAAAGCAGCAGGAAUCCUUGGCCCGCCACCUGCAGACCUACGGCGAGCACUACCCACUGGACCACUUUGAGAAGUGAAGGAGGGGCACGGAAAGGGCCACCGGCCCCAGACUGUGGGGAGGGCAGGGGCAGGAGCAGAGACAGGCCACCCCACCCCCACUCCCAGGUCAGAGAAGCCUGACUGGGAUCGGCCACCAGAGCUGGCCCCCUGCACUCCCAGUCCUGACCGGGUGGCCAAGAGGCUCCUCUGGGGCUGUCCCAGGCUGGGAAGGCUCAGAAAUGGUGUGCUUGGCCCGCCGGGAGUGGAAUAAAGAUUUCUUUGCA
Gracilinanus agilis (Agile Gracile Mouse Opossum) is the source of this 1767-nucleotide messenger RNA. It is a transcript of the gene BCKDHA, whose product is annotated as branched chain keto acid dehydrogenase E1 subunit alpha. Lineage: Eukaryota; Metazoa; Chordata; Mammalia; Didelphimorphia; Didelphidae. Gene Ontology annotation, biological process: branched-chain amino acid catabolic process. The transcript has 10 exons. The record is from RefSeq and is a predicted model, not a curated record. Gene Ontology annotation, molecular function: oxidoreductase activity, acting on the aldehyde or oxo group of donors, disulfide as acceptor. Bases 1 to 1521 code for a protein of 506 amino acids.